Messenger RNA from Esox lucius (northern pike), 1706 nucleotides. It is a transcript of the gene aaas, whose product is annotated as achalasia, adrenocortical insufficiency, alacrimia. Lineage: Eukaryota; Metazoa; Chordata; Actinopteri; Esociformes; Esocidae. Gene Ontology annotation, cellular component: nuclear pore. Gene Ontology annotation, molecular function: protein binding. Gene Ontology annotation, biological process: nucleocytoplasmic transport. The transcript has 17 exons. Bases 102 to 1655 code for a protein of 517 amino acids. The record is from RefSeq and is a predicted model, not a curated record.
UAGAUAAUCAAUUUGAGCACGGCGGGAUUUCCUGGUUAACUCACUGUUCUUUUCGGAAGCUGCAAACCUACAUGUUAUAUUAAAAAUAAAGGAAUGUGGUUAUGAUGUGUUCUUUGGCGCUUUUCCCCCCUCCAUUGCCCGGCGAUGGAGAGACGUCUCACUACUACAGUAAGGAUGAGUUCACUACAGAUCCAUCUGUCUGGUUUGAGGAAUCACAUGCUCUGAAUCUUUACUUUCCACGAGAGUCAUUGAAGCCUCAUAGCCGGCCAGAGAGCAGCAGCAAGGCAGCCUUUCGGGACCAUUGUGAGACGCUGUACACAAGGAGCGCAGGAGCUUGGCGUGAUGCUGGCCUCUCUGGGCUCCUAAAUGAGAUUGCCAACUCCAGUGCAGAGGUACCCAAGUGGCUAGGGGUGAGCUCGCGCUGUGUCCUGGCUCUGUUACAGUGGGUCUCGUCUUUCCACGGCUCCCUGUUUCCUCACCUUACCUUGAGUAGUGAGGAAAUGACCGCUGAGUUUUCCCAAGUCCUUGACUGGUCUGACUGUGCGGUGAGGGGCUUUGCCUGGCACCCCCAUACACAGAAAUGUGCUGUGGCCCUUCUUGACGACUCCAUCAAAAUCUACAACCCUAAGAGUUCUACCAGUCCCACCCUGAAACACCGCCUGCAACGGAGCGUCGCUGCCCUGCAGUGGAAGCCUCUGUGUGCGUCCGACCUGGCCGUCGCCUGUCACAACUGUCUGCUGGUCUGGCAUGUGGACCCCACCUCACUCUCUACCAGGCCCUCCUCUGGCUGCGCCCAGGUCCUGUCCCACCCAGGCCACUCCCCUGUGACGUCCGUGGCGUGGUCCCCCAGCGGAUCUCUCCUGGUGUCGGCAUCUCCCAGGGACACGGCCAUGUUGGUGUGGGACGUAGCGGUUGAGAGCUGUGUGCCCCUCCACCGCGUGGGAGGGGGUGGGGUUACCCACAUCUCCUGGUCUCCUGACGGCAGCCGUUUGAUGGCAGCUACGCCGUCCUCACUGUUCAGGGUUUGGGAAACCAGGAUGUGGACUUGCGAGCGAUGGCCAAGUCUGAAGGGGCGCUGUCAGUCUGGCUGUUGGAGUCCUGAUGGCAGUCGACUGCUCUUCACUGUGCAAGGAGAGACCGUCAUAUAUGCCCUGACUUUCACUGACACACCAGGGUUGCCUUUAGGGAUGUCUGGAGGACCAAAGGCAGCAACCGUGGUGGCCGACCUGUCUGAAACCAGCUUGGACACACCGGACGGAGAUACCAUGGUGGGAGGGGAGAUCCAGUCAUUAGCCUGGGACCCAAGAGGAGAGAGACUAGCCGUACUUCUCAAAGGAGACGCCGGAGCAGGCCGCCCCGCCAUGAUAGCAGUGUUCAAGACACAAAUCAACCCUGCUUUUAAACUUCUGCCAUGUGGUUUUGUCCAGGGGGAGCCUGGAACAGAGCCAAGACUGAUGCAGUUCAACCCAAACUUCCGACACGGAGCCCAGCUCACUGUGUGCUGGUCCAAUGGGAAGAUCACCCACGUGGCGUUCUACUUUAUGAGUGCCCGGGUUCCCCAGCCUGGCGUUGGAGGCAGCCCCCCGCUCCCCAUUUCCCAGGGCAGGCCAGCAGACUAUGUCAACCAGACCCUGUACACUGAACUUAUCUCCUGAUCAAAUCAUGUACCAUUUGUAAAUCUUUUUGAAUAAACCUGUACGCAAAUG